GUAAUAUAUAACAGGCUGAUUACGACUUUGUGGCUCAUAAGUAUCGUAAUCUUCGAAGGUGUAACAGUUUACACGAAAAUAUGAUGUUACUAAUCACUCUAGUUGUCAUCACUCAAUCGUUUGGCAUACAGGGAGCCGUAGACGUCGUUUUCGAGGAAUUCGAUUGUCCCGUUUACGACAAGGAAUAUUUCUUAGAACCUGAAGUUUUUGUAGAUAAUUAGAAUUCAUUGGUUUCAAACAUCACGAUAAUUAAACUACUUCCGGAAGAAACUCAAGGACGUCUCGCAAUAAUAGGAGCAUCAAUGGGAGAAUAUGUUGCGUAUACUGGAAUUGAUCAAACGAUGGAAUUGUGUGAUAUAAUUGAGGAACCUAUUAUGGCAGGUCCUUUUCUUAAAUUACUAGGAUUUUCUGAAGACCACUGUCCACCGGAACCUGGUAAUUAUGGAACCGAAGAUUAUGUAUUUUCACCAGAAAGAUUAGCAGAUAGAGUUCCACCUAAUCAAUACUUGCUGAAUGUGACUACAUCAUAUGAGGAUAAAUUAUUAUUACUAUGCCAAAUAUUCGUCAAAGUACGGCUGGUAAUAAUGGGAGCAUCAAUGGGAGAAUAUGUUGUGAGUACUGGAAUUGAUCAAACGAUGGAAUUGUGUGAUUUAAUCGAGGAACCUAUUAUGGCAGGUCCUAAUCUUAAAUUACUAGGAUUUUCUGAAGACCACUGUCCACCGUUACCUGGUAAUUAUGGAACCCAAGAUUAUGUAUUUACAUCAACAAGAUUCCCAGAUACAAUAAUACCUAAUCAAUACUUGAUGAAUAUGACUCUAUCAUAUGAGGAUAAACUAUUAUUACUAUGCCAAAUAUUCUUCAAAGCUAGUUAAAGCGUAAAGUUAUUUUUGGACAGGCACUAUUAUGAUAAUUACUUAUUUUUCGUUGUGUAAUCAUGGAUUCUAAUAAAAAUAA
Molecule: messenger RNA, 954 nt
Organism: Microplitis mediator
Lineage: Eukaryota; Metazoa; Arthropoda; Insecta; Hymenoptera; Braconidae
Exons: 6
Coding region: 303-872 (189 amino acids)
Source: RefSeq, a predicted model, not a curated record